Molecule: messenger RNA, 2839 nt
Organism: Caenorhabditis auriculariae
Lineage: Eukaryota; Metazoa; Nematoda; Chromadorea; Rhabditida; Rhabditidae
Source: the annotation of a GenBank genome assembly
AUGAUUGCCGCUCCCACAGCUUCCACUCGUAUAAAUGUGACUAUUUUCUAAUUAUCAAAAAAAGAAAUCAGAUACUCUAACUUUAUCAUUUUUUUAUUGGAUAAGAUAAGAAAAAUAUUUACAUAUAAUAAUUACAGGAAGGCCGCAAAAAGUACGAAAAGUCCGUUGAAAAGCAUGUCGACAACGUUAACGCUCAACUCGACCACCAUUUACAGCUAAUGGUUUUUUUUUGUUAAAAUUCUCACUUCAGGAUUUAUCAUACUUCCAAAAAAAUUUUCGAAAAGGCUUGCGAAAAUCUGAAAAGUUCUUCAUUCAAAAUUUUGUAUAAAAGAUAAAACUCUCUUUAGUUCUAUAUUUAAAUAUUUCAUUUCCCUUUUCGAAAGCUAAAAAUUUCACAACCUUUUUUUUUUAAAUUGACCUCGUUUCUAGUUGUUAACACAACUGAAGCUGUUUACAUCCUCUGAAAAAAAGUCUGACUACGUUUGCCAAAAAAACAGGUGAAAUAAAUCAUAGUUCCUCAUAGGGGGGGUGAUGAACGAACAGAAAUUUUUUUCCACCUGUUAAAGCUUCUAUUUUUCCUACUACCCUAAAUAAGAUUUUUUCCGAUCAUUUAAUCUUUUUUUAACUUUUUAGAAAACGAAUCUUUUCGACAGCAACAAGUCCCUACAAGAAAUCACUACCAAAAACGAGAAGCUUGCCAAAAACAACGAAAAAAUCGAAGAAAAAAUCGGAAAAGUCCAGAAAGAACGCGAGAAGUUUCUCGAAAGGCUCGAAACACUACGAAAAAACGAAAAAGAGGCCACAAAAAGGUUCAAGAAUAUGGAGGAAAUGAUUCUUCAAGCAGAAAAUGAUAGUCAGUUUCUUUUUUUCUUCAUCCUGGUUAUUUAAAAAAGAAACCAGAAAGUUUUUUUCAGGUUACCAAAUGAAGGCACAAAUUACACGAAUCGCCACGAAAAAACAAGAUAUGAGCGAAAAAUUAGUGAAAACUGAUAAAGAACUUGAAAAAAUCCUGACCAAAAACGAAGACUUGAAAAAGGCAUUGGAGGAUUUGAAGCAAAAUGAAGUUCACCAGGUCAUUCCCAAUUGAAAAAAGAAAAGAGAAAGAUGGAUUGCAGGAGUCGAAAAAUGCGAGAUUUUUGAAUGAAAUUCAAAGUUACGAGCGGCAAGUUGAAGACUUGCGGGAAAAAAUUGGCUUGGAACUAGAGUAGGUUUCCCUUCUUUAAUUCAAUAACUCUAACCAAGCUAAGAAGCUAAGAAAUAAAGACAUUAUUAUUACUUUUUUUUUAGAAAGAAGCAAAUUCGAAAAGAAAACUCAGAACAGGUAAGACUCAUUUUCUGAAAUAAGAAUCAGACGUUAUUCCAGCACACAUUAUUGAAAAAUCGCAAAGAAGUGGAAGUGUUGUACAAUGAAGAAGAAGAAGAAAGUGAUCGAGAAGACAUCUUCUCAAAGGGGCGCAGAAGCCAAAGUUUGCCUCGAAUUACGGUAAUUUAAAAUAAAACCUCAAAAAACGAGGGUUAAAUGACUGCCGCUUUGAAAAUCUAAACGAUCGAUAAUAAUUAUAGGAAAUAAGAUCAAGUGCGUCGAGCAGUGGAAAAAGCGAGAUGAGCAAGACUUCACAACCGGAAGAGGUUCGUCCCAAUUAUAAUGAAAAGUUCGCAGUAUUUUCGAUACUUCCUGGCUUGCUCAUGGGAGGAACAGUCCAGAGCGUGUCUAACCGAAAACUACUUGCGUGUGGAUCCAUAAAGAUAAUAGGAAAAACUGCUUAGAGUCGGCUGCAGACCAAUUCAAAAUGCAACUUUCGAACCAUUUCUCUACCUCAAAAAAGUAAAAACGUUCCGAUUUCUUCUGUUUAGACCCCUCACACUGACGUUGAUACAUAUGCUCGCUUCCAACUAGCAAAAGCUAACGAUCUGAGAGAACAUCUUUUAGAACAGGUUCGAAAAAAAAAAAUUCCCAUUUGUAAUUGAUUUUUCUUUUCGAUAUGUCGUCACGUACGCUAAUUUAUUAAAAAAAAGCAAUACGAUAAUAAAAUUGAAGGAAAAAAUAAAUAAAUUUCGCUGUUAUACGAAAUAACUGGUAAUUUCUUUUGGCCUUUCAAAAACAGUCAACCGAUUUUUCAACAGGCCAUAUUCAUAUAAAUCUUUUAAACCAGAAUUUUCAGAAAAACAGUCUACAAGCUGAACUCGAAAAAGAAGACGAAGCAAUCUCUCACUUACAAUCCCAAUUGAACCUAAUUAAACUUCAAUCACAAGAGGAAAAAAAGUCAGAACGUCAAGAGAAGCAAUUAUCUGCUAAUAACGACGUCGCCAAGGCAGAGUUGAAUAAUUUGAGGUUUAUCAAAGAUAUAAAAAGGUCGGAUUUUGAUAAAUCAGGUCAAAAGCAAGGGAGCUCAACCAGAAGAUUAUGCAGUUGAGCGGAGCCAACGACAAGGAAAUCGAAGCCAAAAGAAUCGUUCUUCGAAAGCUCAAAGCAAAACAUCACGAAGCUUGGAUGACGUUGAACGCUCUUCAGAAGGUGAUAAAUGACGUCAUCUGAAUAUGAAUAAAGGCGAGAAACGGCACUUUGAAAAACUUUGAGUUCAUCAGAGCUUCAUGCCGCCGAAAUCUAAAAAGUCGGUUGAGCGUUCAGUCAUGACAUUUAUAUCAGGAAAUUUAAAAAGUCAAAUAAAAAACCUUUCAGAAACUACAACUUCGCGUGAACCAACGAGACGACGCGGUGGAUCGAGCUAGAAGUGUCGCGAAUCUUUCGACUAACGUCAGGAAUGACCGUCAACGCGAAAUCGUGAAGCUGAACAGAAAUAUUCAAGAGAAAGAAAGGCUUCUAGGCUUGAAAGGCUGA